UUGGGCAAAACUUUGAAAAAGUGACCUAUUCUUCCUUCACUUGUAAAGAUCAUUGCAGGUUUACAAGACGUUGGGAGAACAGAAAAGCUUUCACUAUAAGUGUUUUUGACAAGAUUUAAACUGCUUCAUGGUAGAGUCCAACCCAUGUUCUAGAAGACGACCCCAGUUGCAGCCGUCCGUUAUUAUUAGAACGACUCCAUGGCGUUCUCUAGAACGGGUCACCAAUGGCAACACGUCCUUUGAGUAAACACUAGCUGCAGGUGUACGGCCGGAAAGAUGUAGAGAAGACAACGACGUGUUGAAGAUGAAACCGAUGUCGGUUGUCUGUUUGCUGAUCGUCUCGUGUAUUCUCAGCGCACCGUCACACGCAGAGAUCGCACAGACGACAGACGAGGAAGCCAGCACCGAAAAUGAGAAGUAUUCACUUGAAACGACUAGUGACUCAAAAGAGCCCACUAUUGAUCUGUAUGAGAAACACAGGGACGGAGUGGACGUUACUCUAACAAGUAUUCCAAUACCACAUGCAUCCGAUGGUUCACUGCAACCAUUGCCAGAGCCCUACCAGUUACAAGCAAGUGACUCAAAAUCAGUUGGGGAAGAAGAAAAUGUGGCAAAGUCAAGAACAAAGAGGGCAAAGAAAGGAGGAAAGGGAGGAAAAGGAGGAAAGAAAAACAAGAAGGGGGGAAAGGGAGGAAAGGGAGGAGGAAAGGGAGGAGGAAAGGGAGGAAAGGGAGGAGGAAAGGGUGGUAAGGGAGGAGGAAAGGGAGGAAAGGGAGGAAAGAACCAACCAGUAGAAGAAGAGCCAAUGAUGGAAGAAGAACCACCGAUGGAAGAAGAGCCACCGAUGGAAGAAGAGCCACCAAUGGAAGAAGAGCCACUGAUGGAAGAAGAGCCACUGAUGGAAGAAGAGCCACUGAUGGAAGAAGAGCCACUGAUGGAAGAAGAGCCACCAAUGGGGUAUGUAAACGAAGAAGAGAUUGAGCCAAUGGUGGAAGAGGAACCAGUAGUAGAGCCUAUGUUUGAAGAAGAGGCAGCACCAGCCAACAUAUAUGAGGAUGAACUUAGAAAUAACAGAGAAGAUUACAGACAGGAGUUGAUCGAACACGAGGAGCCUCCUAUCCAAGGUGAUUAUGAAGAACCACCACCUCCUCCACCACCACCUCCUCCACCACCACCUCCUCCACCAGAACCCAUCCAGCCUCCAGUCGUACGGCAGCCACCGCCGCCACCUCCUCCUCCUCCUCCACCUGCACCUGCACCUGCACCUGCACGUGCACCUGCACCACCAGCUCAAGAGGAGUACUUUGAGCCUGAACAGGAGAACAUGGACAUGAUAGAUGUGGAAGAACAACAGCCGGGUGUGAUUGUCAAUCAGUACGAGAGCCCAGGUCCUGGAGAGACCUGGAACCAGCCUCCCCCCGGCCUGGCACCGUUCCAGAUUCAGCCUCAUGCGGGCGCCCAACCUCCACAUGACAACUGGCCAAGUCCGGAGGUUAAUGCACCAGAGCCCGGCCUUGCACCCCAGAUAGUUUCCCCAGGCAGUGAGUCAGCUCUGUACGACACCCAGAAUCCAUUAGGACCAUCUCCGGGGGUUGCUCCUCUGCAUCCCGGGGUAGGACAGCCUGCGUCGUACGACAACAGUCAGAGUGCCUGGGUCCACGGUCCCGAGAUUGUAGAGCCACACCACACGUCGUCAAACGUGUUCCCACAUCCCGAGGUCUCAGGCCCUGAGAUCCUGCCAGUUCCUGAAGUGGGCUUGAGUCCAAACCACCUACAGCCUGGAUCAUACGAGCCAGAAAUGGGUCCAAACCCGUACUCUCAAGACCAACCAUCCAUAAUAGUGGAUCACACCUUGUUCAAUUCUGGCGGUGCCGGAAUGGUACCGCAUGGUGAAGCCCUGCCAGCCGAGAGUUUUGCACACGAGCCCGCCUGGUCAGGAGAGGAUUUUCACAUGGCAAAUGGACAGGGUUUACCACAUGACCAUCACCCAGGCCAUAUUGGGGGUUUACCACAUGACCAUCACCAAGGCCAAAUUGAGGGUUUACCACAUGACCAUCACCCAAGCCAUAUUGAGGGGGAACCACAUGGCCAUCACCCAAGCCAUAUUGAGGGGGAACCACACAACUAUCAAACAGGCCUUAGUGAGAAGGAAGAUUACUUCCAAUUGAAAGAGGCGGCAGACAAGAAUGAACUCCUCCAGAAGCUGAAUGAACUGGAGGAUGAAGUCUCUUCUCUGCAACAUGAAGACCAAGGCCAUGGGAACUUUCCAUUUGGCAAUAUGAAGUCAGAGUCAGAUGAAUAUGAAGAAAGCAUUGGCGAUGAAAUGAGUGCAUCAGUGAACAUCUUCUGCUUCCUCUCUGUGAAAACUCUGGUCCUUGUGACAGCUAUAUUAUCCGUGUUUCUGCACAUCAUGUGAGAAAUAGUUCACACAAUAAAAUAACAUUGUCAUUGUGAAGUGUUUCAAUGAAUGUUUUCUACAGACUUUCUUACAUGACAUGGCAAUAAUCUCUUGUAAAAACUGAGCGGACAAGUUUGAAAUUGUAUGAAACAGCAGGAAAUAAAAUAUAGCCCGAGUGAA
This is a messenger RNA of Branchiostoma floridae (Florida lancelet), 2578 nucleotides long. Its product is annotated as fibrous sheath CABYR-binding protein-like. The transcript has 4 exons. Lineage: Eukaryota; Metazoa; Chordata; Leptocardii; Amphioxiformes; Branchiostomatidae. The coding region runs from base 305 to 2416 and encodes 703 amino acids. The record is from RefSeq and is a predicted model, not a curated record.